Molecule: messenger RNA, 1840 nt
Organism: Aedes albopictus (Asian tiger mosquito)
Lineage: Eukaryota; Metazoa; Arthropoda; Insecta; Diptera; Culicidae
Gene: Galk
Product: N-acetylgalactosamine kinase
Exons: 7
Coding region: 299-1714 (471 amino acids)
Biological process (GO): carbohydrate phosphorylation; galactose metabolic process
Cellular component (GO): cytosol; cytoplasm
Molecular function (GO): galactokinase activity; ATP binding
Source: RefSeq, a predicted model, not a curated record
CAGAGAAACCAGUUGAUAAAACACUCUGCUAUGGUUCGCACUCGGAAUCAGCCGUAGUGCGGACUGAUUGCCUUAUCAAUCAGUUGUAAUUGUGCUAUUGUGUCGUCUCGGAGGGUGUUUGUGUGAUGAUAAGAGUUUGACCAGCUCUUCCAGAAGGCUACAUUUUCACUUUAAUUUAGUGUUGUGUUCUUCGGCCGGCUGUGCGGAGGCAGCAGAAUUACUGAGAGAACUUAUUAUUUGUGUCGAUAAUUUUGUUUACGUUUUCGUUUCUCUUUACUAUUCGAAAUCCACGUCAAACAUGGAUAACGUCAGCGACACCUCUGUUCAGAUACUGGAAACCAUUCCGGAUAACAGUCGAGUGUCACAGCUGAAAACGCAUUUCGUAGAUGCAUUUAAUCGAAAUCCAAGCUUUUUUGUACGCUGCAGUGGAAGAGUCAAUAUCAUCGGGGAACAUGUGGAUUAUUGCGGCUACCCAGUACUGCCAAUGGCAAUUGAGCAAACUAUUCUUUUGGCAAUGGCUCCAUCUGACGAUAAUCUAGUUCAUUUGAAAAAUAUAGACCCGAAGUAUAAACCGUUUAAAUGUAAUAUCAACACAUUUACCAUUGAUUUACCUGGCUCGACUGGCCCAGAAUGGUACAAAUACUUUCUAUGUGGAGUGAAAGGAAUUAUCGAAUUCGCGAAACCUACCCACCCUAGAGGCAUGAUGGUAGUUUUAUCCGGCAACAUUCCCCCGGCUUCCGGGUUAUCAAGCUCAAGUGCAGUAGUAAGCGCUUCGGUUCUUGGUACUGCUUUCAUCCAUAAUAUACCUCUGGAUAAGCAAUCCUUGGCUACAAUUUCAGCAGAUUGCGAAAGAUUUAUUGGCACUCAAGGAGGAGGCAUGGAUCAAGCAAUUGCAUACCUCGCAAAACAAGGUUGUGCGCAGUUCAUAGAAUGGAAUCCAUUGAGAGCCACGUCGAUUAAUUUGCCAAAUAAUGCCGUUUUCGUAAUUGCUAAUAGUUUGACGGAAGCCAAUAAGGCGGCUACAUCUGAUUUUAAUCAAAGAGUCGUCGAAUGCCGGCUAGCUUGCAGAUUUUUAGCAAAAAAGAUGCAGAUAAAUUGGCGCGAUAUGUGGCGCUUUUCAGCCUUACAAACUGCGGUCAACUAUUCACUCGAAGAAAUGGAGGGCAUUACCAAUAAGUAUCUGACCCAACUGGCAUACACCAGAGAUGAGUUGUUGAACUUUUUUGAAAUAGACGCCGAUGAUUUUGCCGAGAACCUUCUCACUCCAAAUACACGGGACGCUCAAGUUUUCAAGUUACGUCAACGAGCACUGCAUGUUUUCCAAGAGGCUAUACGCGUCAAUACGUUUGUGGAAGUAGCAAAGCAACAGUCAUCAGAGGCGGUCCACUUAAUGAAGCAGCUGAUGAGACAAUCUCACGAAAGCUUGAAAACGUUGUACGAAUGCUCGCACCCAAACCUUGACAAGCUUGUACAGAUUUCAGAUUCCCUUAAUGUGGGAGCUAGAUUGACUGGUGCAGGAUGGGGCGGCUGCAUUGUGGCCCUUUGCGAUGGAAUGGAUCAAUGUGUUGAGUACAUCAACUAUUUGAAACAGUCCUAUUAUGCUAGCUUGAAGCAAGCUGAGGGUAGGAACCUGGAUGAAAUCGUUUUUGCCACUAGUCCACAGCGCGGUGCGGAAAUAUAUUUGAUGGACGGUACACAAACUUUCAUCGAAUAAGGCUAUGUUGAUGGUCGAUUACGAAGUUACCAUACAGCUACAUAACUAACAGUAAAACUAUUGUCAUAAACAAUAGAAUAAUACAGAAAAUAAAUAGCAAAAGUAAGACAUGGUUAAGAGCUAGUA